CCCUUUUGAGUUCUCUCCCACUCCAACUUCAUGUACUAUUGCUCCGGUGACCCCUGUGCCUUCCGCCGCCGGUGCCGACGACGAGUUAAAGCUGCCUGAAGCGCAACACCCGCUGCCUGUUCGACGGAAUGCCUCAGGGGAGCAGGAACGAGAUAGCCUCCACGGAGAGCGGGCCGGACCUGAUCAGCGCCCUCCUGGACGAGACCAUCCACCACGUGCUUGGCUUCCUCCCCGCAGAGGAGGCCGUGCGGACGAGCGUCCUCGGCAGGGGUUGGCGCCACCAUUGGAAGUCCAUGCACAGCCUCCAGAUCGGCGCCACCAAUGGUGGUGUUUUAAACUCUUUAAACUCCGUGACGAGGCUGACGAAUCUGGUGGACCGCGUGCUACUCAAUCGCCAUGUGCCUCUUGAAGAGUGCCAUAUCAAUUUUGAAGGAUUCGAUGAAGCCCAUGAUGUGGAUGUCGACCGCUGGAUUCGACACUCUGUGUCCAAGUGCCAUGUUCGCGUGCUCAUAGUUGACUUUGGCAUGCUCUUUUGUUCGAAGAUCCAAGGCAGGCCUAUCGUCUCUGGGUACUUGAAGAGAUUAGAGCUUCACGGUCUAAGGGUGGAAGGUGACAUUCUUGAUCUUUCAUGUUGUACAGCACUGGAGGAUCUACGGCUGUCCUAUUGCGACAUCAGUGCACCCAAUAUUUCAUCCAAGUCUGUAAAGCGCUUGAUGAUCACCACAUGCGCUUUCUACGGGAGGGAUGGCCCGACGUGUAUUUCUACCCCAAAUAUCAUUUAUCUGAAACUAGACGACAACUUUGAUCCAAUUCCUUUCCUUGACUGUAUGCCGUUGCUUGAAACUGCGUUUGUGAGGCUGUUCAACGACUACCCUACUUCCUGCAAAAAAUGUGAUAACAAUGAACACUUUUGCCUCCUAUGUGAGGAUGGUAGUGCUAAACUUCUUGGAGUUUUGUCAGGCGUGACACACCUGGAAUUGAUUGCUCCUGUUGCAAAGUUCACCGAUUGGAAAUGUCCUACUUUUGGCAAGUUAAAGACUCUCUUGCUCAAUGAAUGGUGUGCGACAAUUAACCUUGGUGCAUUAGUUUCUAUGCUCCAAUACUCGCCUUUUCUUGAGAAACUCACUCUUCAACUAAAUGAGGGACCCACACAAACGAUGUUGUUGGAAGAAAUCUACUGUACAAACCAAUCGCCUGCAAUAUCCAAACUCCUCAAUGUAAUUGAAAUCAGAUGCGUCAGGGUUGAUGAGAGGGUUUACAAGAUUAUAAAGAUGUUGAGUACAUUUGACCUACAGAUUAACAUCAUGAGGACUAGCAGACAAACCAGGCGUUUCAGCUUUGAGAGGUCAGAUAAUCUGGGGUGUUGAAGUAUCUGAUUAUUCACAAACUAAUGAUCACGUAUGCCGGGACAUGGUUUCUGGCUGUUGUGUUUCGCCUAUUUGGGAUAUCCUAUAUUUUGGUUACACCUACAGUAAAAAUGUUGCGUUGGCAGUAUGAGUAGCUGGACGUGGGUUAUUAUACCCUGUUAUUUCUCACACACUUUUAUGUAUGGCUAGUACUUUUGCAGUUACCUGUGCCGACCCGGACGUUCGGAACCUGGCAACGGGCGAGGUCGAUAUCCCAGACGUUGAUUACCGCCGCGAGAUUAGCAUGUACUAUAGCCAGCAGCCUAUACGAAUCAUUUAUCUGUGUUGGUCAGCUUAAUACGCAUGUGUAUACAUCUGUGACACGUAUGCAUACGGGGCUGCUUUAACUGUGAUUUCAGUGCAGGGUGCAGAAACAUUAAAUGUUCUUGGCUAUUAUGC
This is a messenger RNA of Lolium perenne, 1805 nucleotides long. RefSeq names its product F-box protein At5g03100-like. The record is from RefSeq and is a predicted model, not a curated record. Gene Ontology annotation, molecular function: protein binding. Lineage: Eukaryota; Viridiplantae; Streptophyta; Magnoliopsida; Poales; Poaceae.